This is a messenger RNA of Jaculus jaculus (lesser Egyptian jerboa), 2954 nucleotides long. RefSeq names its product thioredoxin reductase 3 (gene Txnrd3). The record is from RefSeq and is a predicted model, not a curated record. The transcript has 17 exons. Gene Ontology annotation, cellular component: cytosol; mitochondrion. Lineage: Eukaryota; Metazoa; Chordata; Mammalia; Rodentia; Dipodidae. Gene Ontology annotation, biological process: cell redox homeostasis; cellular response to oxidative stress; glutathione metabolic process. The coding region runs from base 1 to 2277 and encodes 758 amino acids. Gene Ontology annotation, molecular function: flavin adenine dinucleotide binding; glutathione-disulfide reductase (NADPH) activity; thioredoxin-disulfide reductase (NADPH) activity.
AUGGACCCCUCCAUGAGAGCAAAGCAGCCCGUCAUUGCAGAGUUCAGUCUUGACUCUGGUCAAAUGAUCGGCCUGGUUCUGGAGAUCCACAGUGUUGGCGUCUCUCUUUAUCAUCUUCGCCACUUUGUUUUUGUCAGCUGGGGGGCGUGGUCGCUAAGGGGCGGGGCUUGUCGGAGGCGGGGACGGGCUGAGGCCGCGAGCUCCCCCGCAGCCAGGGCGGAGCGAGCGGGGAUCGCCCUGACGGCCAGCGAUCUCGUCGUGGGGCCGCCGCGCCUCCGUUUCCCAGCAGGCCCGACCCGGCGCGGCCGGGAGCACAGCGAAGCCCUGGAGCAGCAGCCGUCCCCGUCGCCGCCGCCGCCGCGGGCGCAGACGUCGCCCGGGCCGGCCAAGGCUGGCGUGGUCCCCAACCGCCGUCUGGGCAGCGUCCGCGGCGGGCCCAUGUCGCCGCCCGGCCGCCGCGCCCGCCUGUCGUCGCCGGGAACCAGCCGCCCGGCGUCCGAGGCCCGCGAGGAGCUGCGGCGCCGCCUGCGCGACCUCAUCGAGGGCAACCGGGUGAUGAUCUUCAGCAAGAGCUACUGUCCGCACAGCACGCGGGUUAAAGAACUCUUUUCUUCCUUGGGAGUUGACUAUAACAUCCUAGAACUUGAUCAAGUCGAUGAUGGUGCCAACUUCCAGGAAGUGCUGUCGGAAAUCACUAAUCAGAAAACCGUGCCUAAUAUUUUUGUGAAUAAAGUGCAUGUGGGAGGAUGUGACCGAACAUUCCAGGCUCAUCAGAAUGGCUUACUGCAGAAGCUCCUUCAGGAAGACUCAGCACACGAUUAUGACCUCAUUGUCAUUGGUGGUGGCUCUGGUGGCCUCUCGUGUGCAAAGGAAGCUGCCAACUUGGGAAAGAAAGUCAUGGUGCUGGACUUCGUGGUCCCGUCGCCCCAGGGCACAUCCUGGGGCCUUGGUGGUACCUGUGUAAAUGUAGGCUGUAUUCCUAAGAAACUGAUGCAUCAGGCUGCCCUCCUGGGGCAGGCCUUGCAGGACUCAAGGAUGUUCGGCUGGGAGUACAGUCAGCAGGUGAAGCACAACUGGGAGACCAUGAGGGAGGCCAUUCAGAACCACAUUGCCUCGCUGAACUGGGGCUACCGGCUGACUAUGAGGGAGAAAGGGGUGGCCUACGUCAAUUCCUACGGAGAAUUUGUGGAACAUCAUAAAAUAAAGGCAACCAAUAAAAAAGGACAGGAAACUUUUUACACCGCUGAAAAGUUUGUCAUAGCAACAGGGGAAAGGCCACGGUACUUAGGAAUCCAAGGAGAUAAAGAAUACUGUAUCACAAGUGACGAUCUUUUCUCUCUGCCCUAUUGCCCUGGCAAAACGCUAAUAGUGGGCGCUUCCUACGUUGCUCUGGAGUGUGCGGGAUUCCUCGCUGGCCUGGGCUUAGAUGUCACAGUCAUGGUGCGCUCAGUCCUCCUCCGUGGCUUUGAUCAAGAAAUGGCAGAGAAAGUGGGGGCCUACAUGGAGCAGCAUGGCGUUAAGUUCUUAAGGAAGUUUGUACCUAUGACCGUCCAGCAGUUGGAGAAAGGUUCCCCUGGCAUGUUGAAAGUAGUGGCCAAGUCCACUGAAGGGACGGAAACUAUUGAAGGGACCUACAACACGGUUUUGUUAGCGAUUGGUCGUGACUCCUGUACAAAGAAAAUAGGCCUGGAGAAGAUUGGUGUCAGAGUCAAUGAGAAGAAUGGAAAAAUACUAGCAAAUGAUGUGGAACAGACCAGCGUGCCCUAUGUCUAUGCUAUUGGGGACAUUUUGGAGGGCAAACCAGAGCUUACUCCCGUCGCUAUACAGGCAGGCAAGCUGUUAGCUCGAAGGUUAUUUGGGGCCUCCACAGACAAGUGUGACUACAUUAAUGUUCCCACUACUGUGUUCACUCCUCUGGAGUAUGGCUGCUGUGGGGUAUCUGAAGAGAAAGCUGUGGAGAUGCAUAAGAAGGAGAGCCUGGAAGUAUAUCACACUUUGUUCUGGCCUCUUGAAUGGACAGUCGCAGGCAGAGACAACAAUACUUGUUACGCAAAGAUAAUCUGCAACAAAUUCGACAAUGAUCGUGUGAUCGGAUUUCAUGUUCUUGGACCGAAUGCUGGCGAGAUCACCCAAGGAUUUGCAGCCGCGAUGAAAUGUGGGCUCACAAAACAGCAGCUCAAUGACACCAUCGGGAUUCACCCCACCUGUGGGGAGGUAUUCACGACCUUGGACAUCACAAAGUCAUCAGGACUGGACAUCACUCAGAAAGGCUGCUGAGGUUAGCCCGCUGCUGGGAGUUCUCCUUGUCAACUCUGUGUCUGUGCUCACGACAUCUGCUCAGGCUUGUCCCCGGCCCUGUGAUGACAGAGUCGGCAGGGAGACCCACAGCAGCAGGCACCCGUGUAGUCUCAGCUGACAGCAACGGCAGGCAAGCUGCGUCCUUGACGCCUUGGCUCGCAACUCAUGGAGAAGGGCCAAGGCCGACUCUUGCACGUCAGACUUGAACUUCCCACCAAGAGAUCCUUGGACGGCACGAUGAACCCAAGUUAACUUUUCUAGUUCUAGCAUUUUUAACCCCUUAUUUGUUGUUUCCAUGAAGAUUUUUUUUUCCUCAGUGGUGGAACUGAACCCAAAGAGGCAUUUCCCAGCGUCGGGCCUGGAGUGCCUGUGUGCUCACUGGUCCGUGGUGUCUGGGGAGAGGCAAUGGACUGCGCAAAUAGCAGAAGACUUCACAUGCUGUGUGGGUUUUGGCUGUUUUGUUGGUUAAGGUACAUUUUAGCCUGCCGCCAGAAUCCUCACUCACAAGGCGCCCUGCCUACACUUCCUGGUAACCUUGAAGUCCUUAUCCUCGUAUGGUACCUCUGGUCUGGAGGAACACCUCCUGAAAAGCAAAUACUUGAAUCUCUUUCCUUCAUGUAAGUCUUAAGGACAUUAAAAAUGCUUUUAAUACAGUA